GAUAAGAGUUCUCGCCCACUUCUAACCUGCUGCUUUGAAGCCAGAUAAAUGUUAUCAGCAGUUAAAUAAGUGGGAUGGUUAUUGAAAGUAUUUGGCUGUUUGGGGAUUGAGGGAGGUGGCAGAGCACAGUCCUUGUCCUACAUGAAUAUGCUGUCCUACUCUUGUUUCUCCUUUCAGCUGCAGCUGUGUUCACUAUGGCAUCACAGAAGACCACAAAAAAGGACCUGCUGAAGGCUGAGGAACAGCAGCAAGGGAGUGCUGUCAAUCGAGUCACCAGCUUGCCCUUGCUCAACUCUGCUUUUAACCUGGUCUCAUCUGCCUACAACUAUACCAAGGAGACCCAUCCUUGCCUCAGCGGUGUCUGCAGUGUGGCUGAGACCGUGGCUGCUGUCGCAGUAGGUAGCGUGGUUGGGGGGGCACAGCCCAUCCUGAACCAACUGGAGCCGCAGAUUGCACUUGUAAAUGAAUAUGCCUGUAAAGGACUGGAUCAGCUGGAGGAGAACUUGCCUUUUCUUCAACAGCCAGCAGAUAAGGUAAUCUCAGACACCAAGCAGCUGGUUUCCACCAAAGUGACAUCUGCUAUGGAUGCUGCCUGCGAGGCAAGAGAAGCAAUGGCCAAUAAAGUGACUGAAGCUGUGGACCUCACUAAAAAUGCUGUUGGGGACAGUGUCAAGCUGACCAGGUCAGUGGUCACUUCCACUAUUAACAGUGCGGUGGAGGCUGCUCAUGGUGCCAAGGACCUUGUAACCACCAAGGUGACCGAAGCAGUGGACCUCACAAAACACGUGGUGGAGGACAGCAUUGAACAGACCAAGUCUGCUGUGGCUUCCACUAUUGUCAAUGCUGUGGAGGCUGCCCAGGGUGCCAAGGACCUAGUGACCAGCAAGGUGACCACUAAGGUGACCGAAGCAGUGGAGGCUGCCCAGGGUGCCAAGGACUUAGUGACCAACAAGGUGACCACCAAGGUGACUGAAGCAGUGGAAGCUGCCCAGGGUGCCAAGGACCUGGUGACCACCAAGGUGACUGAAGCAGUGGACCUCAGUAAACACAUGGUGGAGGACAGCAUUGAACAGACCAAGUCUGCUGUAACUUCUACUAUUGUCAAUGCUGUGGAGGCUGCCCAGGGUGCCAAGGACCUAGUGACCAGCAAGGUGACCACCAAGGUAACAGAAGCAGUGGAGGCUGCCCAGGGUGCCAAGGACCUAGUGACCACCAAGGUGACUGAAGCAGUGGACCUCAGUAAACACAUGGUGGAGGACAGCAUUGAACAGACCAAGUCUGCUGUAGCUUCUACUAUUGUCAGUGCUGUGGAGGCUGCCCAGGGUGCUAAGGACCUAGUGACGAACAAGGUGACAGAAGCAGUGGAGGGUGCCAAGGACCUUGUGACUAAUAAGGUGACAGAGGCAGUGGACUUCAGUAAGCAUAUUGUGGAAGACAGUGUUGUACGGACCAAGUCUGCUGUAGCUUCUACUAUUGUCAAUGCUGUGGAGGCUGCCCAGGGUGCCAAGGACCUAGUGACCAACAAGGUGACCGAAGCAGUGGACCUCAGUAAGCACAUGGUAGAAGACAGUGUUGGACGGACCAAGUCUGCUGUUGCUUCUACUAUUAGUGCUGCUGUAGAGGCUGCCCAGGGUGCCAAGGACCUAGUGACCAAUAAGGUGACUGAAGCCAUGGACCUGACCAAAGGGGCUGUUCAAGACAGUGUUGAGAAGACCAAAUCAGCGGUCACUUCCACAGUCAGUACAGCUCUGGAUGCUGCAUAUGGCACCAUUACCAGCAAAAUCAACACAGCCCUGGAGCAGGGCAAAGAGGCCCUCCAGGAGGGUGUGGAAAUGACCAACUCGGUGGUGACCAACAGCAUAAGCAAAGCCAAGGCAGUGAGCCAAGCAGUGGGAGGUGGUGUGGAAGCUGUCCUGGGUAUGUCAGAAGACCUGGUGGAUAACUACCUCCCCAUGACAGAGGAGGAACUAGGUAAACUGGCCACGUCUGAGGGACCCGGGAUGGCUCCUGUGGAGGAGCAGAGGCAGAACAAGAGUUACUUUGUGCGCCUGGGUUCCCUGUCGACCAAAGUGCGGCGCCGAGCCUACCACCUCUCCCUGCACAAACUGCAGCGCCUCAGGCAAAGCACCCAGGAGACUCUCUCCCAGCUCCAGCUGGCAAUAAAACUGGUACAAACCUGCCUUUCCCUCUUUCCUCCUGUCUGUAGCCUUCCUGCCCUGCUGGCCAGAUGGAAGCUCUUCCUACAUGCUCCACCAGCUGCAUGUCACCUCGGCUCCCUCCCUGGGAGGGAAGCACUGGUGCUGCUCUGUGUGUGCUUGCAGUCCAGCUCUUCCUCUCAUUUUUCCUAUCAGAUUGAGUCUGUGAAAGGGGAGGUUGGCCAGAAGCUUCUGGAUGGGCAGGAGAAGCUCUGUCAGCUGUGGCUGGACUGGAGCCUCACCCAACCCAAAGGAAACCAAGUCAGAACUGCCUCCCAAGUAGAGGUAGAGUCACGGACUCUAACUAUGCUGCAUAUCAUCACCCAGCAGCUCCAACCCAUUUAUGAGAACCUGAAAGCCAGCAUCCAAGGCCUGCCCAGCAACAUCCAAGCAGCUGUGCAUCAGGCCACUCGAAAUAUCCACAAGCUCCACAGAUCUUUUGCCAGUGCUGUGUCUUUCCAGGACCUCUCCAGCACCACCCUGACCCGGAGCCAGGACCGGGUGGCAGAAGCCCGAAGGUCCCUAGAUGUGCUCUUUGAGUAUGUAACCCAGAACACUCCUCUCAACUGGGUUGUGGGGCCCUUCAGGGCAGUAGCUACCAUGUCACAGGGGAGCAGAAAGCAGCAGAAGAAAGAUUCGGUGCCUCCAAUAAAAUCACCUGUGCUGGAAAAGGCCACAUCAUCAAAGGAGGGGGCUGAGACCCCGGAAGAACCAAAGGGAGCACACGAGAUCCUAGGGGAAGAGGGUGAAGUGCUGGAGAAGCUGGAAGAGAAGGCAGAGGAAGAUGCAGAGGUGGCACUGGCUGCAAAGGAGGUAAAAACUAAAGCACCAGAGGAGGAUCUCUGAAGAACUCCAGCUCCUGUGGCCAUGGCUCCCUGGCUAGAACAUCACUUGGUCUUUUAAUCAUGUGCCAGAAGUGCCUCCUGCUCCCUCGCUGAGCCUCCAGUGAGAUGUAGUUUGGAAGGAGACUCAAACCCAAGUGGGCUGAUUCCAUACCUUGAUCUGCUAUUCCUUGUAAACCCUGCUGCUGCCCUGAAAGGGAAGAUGGGGCCCUCCCUGUCCUUUUGGCUUCUGAAGUCAGCCCAGGUGCGUGGGAAGGGGUGGCUCUUGCUGAAACAAGCUGUGGGAGAGAAGCAGUGAUUUCCACUUAGUUUUAAUGCUGGAUUUGGGUUUUAUUCAGGCAAGCUGCUCUAGAGGAGGCUGGGCCUGACCUCCUCUGGCAAGUUUUAAACAUCCACGUUCCAGGUUACCUUCCUUUCUGCCUCUUGUGCUUCCAGAGAGGCUCAGCCCCGGAUGGCAG
Molecule: messenger RNA, 3495 nt
Organism: Pezoporus flaviventris
Lineage: Eukaryota; Metazoa; Chordata; Aves; Psittaciformes; Psittacidae
Product: perilipin-4-like
Exons: 6
Coding region: 195-3041 (948 amino acids)
Biological process (GO): positive regulation of triglyceride storage; lipid storage
Cellular component (GO): lipid droplet; cytosol
Source: RefSeq, a predicted model, not a curated record